AUGGUCGUCCUCACCUCUCAUUUCACCCUCCUUGCUACCCUGUCGUCCAUCGCGGCGAUCUCGCUUCUUCCGACGCCUGCCGACGCGGCUGCCAUCCAAGUUCGGUAUCAGGACGAGCCUAGCCAGCCCAUCGCCGCUCGUCAUUCCGCUUCUCAUGGGAAAUCUGGGAAGAAGGCAGAAAGCACCAAGCACUCUGACUCGUCUACGUCAGACUUGAAGGCGUCGUCGUCGAAGAUGGUAGCAUCGACAAAGAAUGCGGCGGACACACCUCAGCGGCACCCGAAGCCGGUCGUUCCUUUGCCUGCUCGGAUGGCACAGAAGAGCGCACAGAAGGCGUCUUCUACGAAGAAGGCUGGUGGCAGUGAUGGGGGACAUUCGGGCACGAAGGAGCCGAAGCAUUCGGAAUCCAGGCGAGCGGUUUGGAACCCUAUCGACCCCGUUUCUCGCAUGGAGCGGUUUUGGAUGGGCGGCCGGGAUGGCAUGCCCGCGCACCUCGACAAGAGGCAUCACCACCACGAUGAUGAUCACCACGAUCACGAGAAGGUCAUCGUAGACGGCGACCACGACCAUGUCGACGUUCACCGUCGGUCGGUCACUCAGGCCAGGGUUGCCAGAGCUCCCCACGACGACCAUGACCGCAUUCUUGUAGAGGGCCACAACGAUCACGUCCACGUCCACGACAACGACAACCACGACGAUCACGACCGUGUAGUUGUGAAGGGCGAUGACGACCACGUCCAUGUCCACCGUUCACCGUCACCCCACCACCACGGUGCUCACCACGAUGAAGUUAUGGUCAAGGGAGACCACGACUCCGUCCACUUCCAUCGGUCUCCGGAACCUGCACCCCACCACCACCACGACCAUCAUGAUCAUGACACCGUCGUUGUGAAGGGUGACAACGACCAUGUCAAGGUCCAUCGCCGCUCUCCUGCCCCUCACCGUCGUCACCACCACACGGUAGUAGUCAAAGGGGAUAACCAGCACGUCCACGUCGGUCGUUCCCCCGCGCCUGUGCCCCAGCCCCAUAGCCAUGAUCGCCACCACGACAAGGUGGUGGUCGAAGGCGAUCACGACCACGUCAAUGUCCACCGAAGGAGCUACUGGGGCUACCAGCCUAUCCUCAUUUCCGGGAACGGAGGACACGUGUACCACGUUCAUCAUGCGUCGGCUCAACAAGACUCGCCCAAAGACAUGGUCAAUGUGAACCUGAAUCUGCGACGCGAUGGCGGGACGAUGAAUGGUGUUCCCGGGUCCAUUGAUAUCAUGAGUCCGGGGCCUAAUUCGGAUGUGGCUCAAAGGAUUGCGUCUCUCGUCCUUGCUGCACCGGGUAAUGGGACCACUGGCGACAACUCGACGAGUGCAACUUUCGUGCUCAACGCGUCAGAUACAAACAGCACCCAGUUGUACCUGGUCCCCUUACCAGCCUCCGACGUCGAUGCACUCUCGGCCGAUCCCGCUUCGUCUCCACCCACCUCGCCGCCGACAUUCAUCAAGGUGGCGCUGCAGAUGGCUAUGUUCGACCCGCAGACCGCGCAGCUUCGCUCAUACUGCACGACCUUCGAUCCCCGCCCCGCCGCCCCGGCUCCGAUGACGGUAGAGGCAUGUACGGACGGCUCUUCUACCGACGAACAUAAGAGUCAAGUCUUUGCAUACGAACCCGGUUCGGGCGCCAUUCGGCCGAUGUGGUAUGAGGGUCAGGAUAGCGCCGCCGAAGAUGACUCCGAUAGCUCGACGGUCCCUACAGACGAUCCGUCCGAUGGCGACGGGUCUGACGAUGAUCUAGGCGGUACUAGUAACUCGACAACGGUCGAUCCGACCACCCCUACCAGCAGCAAGGUUGUGAACGUCACGAGCUUUCAACAAGAGGCGCUGGAGGAGCAGUAUGGCGACGCGACACGACCCCCGACUCGCAUGGCGUCGUUCAAGACUUUCGCAGCCGACAUUUCCUCGAACGCCCGGAAUGUCACCCUGAUGUUCAGUCCCGUCUCCCCCGAGGUCCCCCCAGCCGCCCCUGUGGCUCAAGACAAGGCUGCGGUACCAGUUUCGAGUACCGAGCUGGCGUCGUCUACAGCUUCUGUCUCUGGGACGGCUACCUCGACUGCUAUGUCUGAUACCGCCACUGCGGUCAUGACAACCUCCUCAGCGGCUUCUUCCGAAGCGACAGAGACUUUGACCUCCUCCGACACGUCUUCUGACACCGCCUCCACAACGUCGUCGUCGGCGCCAUCUAGCGCGAGCUCGACUGUCACUGAGUCGACUACUAGUGCAUCUGCUACCGCUUCCUCUGCGUUCGAAGUGAAGGUCUACAACCCGUACGCCGAGGACUCGGACUCGGACUCGAUCAGCUCCUCAGCGACGACCACCUUCUCGUCGACUAGUACUCCGGCGGCAUCGGCCACAAUGACGCCCGUCAGCACAGCACCAUACGAGUGGAUGUUCAAGCAGGGGUCGCUCCCAGACCUGGACUGA
Molecule: messenger RNA, 2472 nt
Organism: Trametes versicolor FP-101664 SS1
Lineage: Eukaryota; Fungi; Basidiomycota; Agaricomycetes; Polyporales; Polyporaceae
Exons: 3
Coding region: 1-2472 (823 amino acids)
Source: RefSeq, a predicted model, not a curated record